AUCUAGGCUUUUUCAGAGUACGGUUAGAAUCAUACCAUGGCAGCAACACCAGCUUCACCGGCAGCACCGUCCUCUUCGGUUGAUAAUUGUCCCAUUUGUUGGGAUGAGCUUUCUACAAGCUGUAAAAGAACCCUUGUAACCCUCCAAUGCUCUCACAAGUUCCAUCUUGACUGCAUUGGCUCGACAUUUAAUUCUUUUGGUGAAAUGCGAUGCCCCUUAUGUCGAGCCACUGAAAAUGGCACUUGGGUUAUCCCCAGAGAAAGAGCUGAUCAAGCAGCAUCUGAGGACCUUGAUUCUGACACUGACGAGGAUGAAUUCGAAUUUGAUGAAUGGGAUUUGUUUUCUGUUCAAGAAGGGUUGACGGAACCAAUAAGAGCUCUAUUUUAUCAAGCGUUUUCACGGCCUGCUGUCUUGGCUACUGAUGAUGGGACACUAUAUCAUCAGGUCUCUGCCUUUGACAUCAUCCGUCAAUUAAAUUGCCAAUGGAAUCAACCACCGCCGCCCCCAGCCUUCAAUUCAAUGUUCAAUUACUUUGCAACUGCAAAUCAUCCUCUGACCAGAGUUGUAUCUUCAACUCCAAGAUCAACUCCAGGUCACUCUGAUGGUGUUGUGAAUAUUGAGUCAUUUCUUGAGCCGGUUAUUCUCGAGCCUGGUCGCAGCAAUGGCCCUACACAUUGCAAUUUCGACUGGAUAUGCCCACCAAACAAUUCACCAUCUCCGGGCGUACGUGCAAUGAUGUCUGGCCGGAGUGGAUCCAAUGGCUUACCAGGGAGGGUUCCUGCUGGUAAUGCAGCAUCACAAUCUGAACAAGCUCAGUUUAAUGAGCCUCUAGAUGCUCCGAUCGAUAGGCAGAACCAGGAGUUGCCUUUGAUUGUUCAACCUGAAACCAAUAACGUAUCACCUUCAGAGAAUUCCCCGGAUAAUAUUGAUCCUUCUCUGAAAUAAUUGAUGGAAUUUGAUGAACAAGUGGGUUUUGUUGAGUAUAUUGUGAAGAUGACUGAAGGGAAGGCUAAUCUUAGGCUGUUAGCUUUUGAUCUUAUUGCAGCUUUGAUGACUUCAAUGGAUGAUCCACUGGGUGUUGAUAGGGGUGGUGAAGUACGAGUCUCUUGGGGAUCAAGGAAUAAGGCAAUCUUGAAGGAAGCAUUGGGGUUAGAUGAAGUUAAAGAUCAGAAGCCAGAGGGUGGGAUAAAUGAUAUUCUAAGAAAGAGAUGUAUGGAUGAGAAGGCAGCUGUUAGGAAGGCUGCACUCCUUGUUACCAAGUUGGUAGCCAUUUUUGGUGGUUCUUUAGAUCUCAAGACGAUUGGAAGGGCUUGCUCGGAUCCACUUGUUAGCAUUUGUAAAGUUGCUAUUUCAGCACUCUUAGAGAGGCCUACUGCCUACAACAGCCCAUCCUUAGAUAAUGAAAUGAGUAUUCAAGAAGAAUGUGAGAGCUUGUUUUUGGAAUUGGUUUUGGAUCGGAUAUCUAGAGCAGCAUCAACUUCUUUUGCUAUUGAUGAACCCAACUGUGAGUCAAAUAUGAAAGCUAAAUGUUUAGAAAGAGAGAUCAAAUUGUUAUUUCCUGAAGGGAUUUUGGAUCUUCUAAAAGAGAUCUGCAAUGGAGAGGUGACAUCUUGGGUGAAGAAAAUCUGCACAAGUCUGGGAAAAAACAAACUGUUGAAGCCCAAAGUUGCUAUUGCCCUUCAGAAUAUUAUAAGGACAUCGGAAUCUCUUUGGUUGAGCCAUUAUAUGCCAAUUGAGAAGUGGACAGCACCAGUGGGUGCCUGGUUUCUUCUAUCUGAAGUUUCAGCAUAUCUUUCAAAAGCAGUUGAUUGGGAGUUCCUGCAUCAUCAUUGGCGGAUCCUUGAUGAGCAUAGAGUGGAAGGUGAGUUUCAGAGUCCAGUUGUGCAAGGCAAUGUGCAUGAAGAUGAAGAGGGCAUAAGAUCCAAUUCAGUUGCAAGGGCAGGGGACCUUGUUUUCCUCUUACAAACAAUCUCCAAUGUUUCUGCGGAGUUGCCCCCUGAACCUGCUUUCAGAACCGGCUUCUAACUCGCUUAAACGAAUUGAAGAGUUCAACAUGCAUUCCAUAGAGGUAUUUAUCUUGUAAACUGAUCAAUUGAAAAAAUUACAGAGUUUUGCAUGAGUUUAAACAUAUUUCUCUGGAGUUGCCCCCCUGACAUGUUGCUUUUGUUCCCUUUUACUCUCUGUGUGUGUUUAAACAUGAGUUUUGUAUGCAGGAAGCUUUAUAGUCACCCAUUGUUCUUGGAAAUUUAUUCUUUUAUCCUAAUCUUGGGCUUAACUUGCAUAUUGAUCCUAAAAGGGAUAAGAAGAUCCCUUGUUUUUCAAGAAAAAAUACUCUGAUAU
Rubroshorea leprosula is the source of this 2340-nucleotide messenger RNA. The record is from the annotation of a GenBank genome assembly. NCBI's taxonomy places the organism in Eukaryota, Viridiplantae, Streptophyta, Magnoliopsida, Malvales, Dipterocarpaceae.